AAAAUUGACGUGAAACGUCAAACAGUGUUAGUUGUCAUUUUUGCGAUAAACAUAUUAUUAAAAGUAAAAAAUGGGCAAUGUUGAUACGAAAUUGAAUUUUCGAAAAGCUGUGGUGCAACUUACCUCAAAAUCCGAUCCGAUUGACGCAACUGAUGAUGCGUUUUGGGAACAAUUUUGGUCGGAAAACGUUAAUAAUGUGCAAGAUAUUUUCACGUUAGUUCCAGCGCCGGAAAUUCGGGCACUACGUGAAGAGGCCCCAUCGAAUUUAGCAACUCUAUGUUACAAAGCCGUUGAAAAAUUGGUUAAAGCCGUUGAUAACAGCUGUCGAACUCACCAUGAACAACAAACAAUAUUAAAUUGCGUUCGAUUAUUAACGAGAAUUUUACCCUAUAUCUUUGAAGAUCCUGAAUGGAAAGGAUUCUUUUGGUCUUCGUUGCCAUGUCAGAACGAGGAUGACGAUGAAUCGUUACCGUUAGCGCAAAGCUUAUUAAAUGCGAUCUCUGAUUUACUUUUUUGCCCAGAUUUUACGGUUGUUACAAGUAGAAAGUUAGGGCCUGAUAAAGCGGAAGAUUUAUCUUCGAUAGAUAGUUGCGAAUACAUUUGGGAAGCAGGAGUGGGGUUUGCUCAAUCUCCAACGAGGAAUCCCCAUCUCGAUUCGAAUAGAACGGAGCUUCUUAAAUUAUUAAUGACUUGUUUUAGUGAGACUAUGUAUCAACCUCCCAUUGAUAUAGCUCAUAGCCCCAAUAAAUGGAUUGCUUAUUUUACUUCGCCAGAAAACCGACAUGCUCUCCCAAUGUUUACCUCGUUAUUAAAUACGGUUUGCGCUUAUGACCCGGUUGGACUAGGAGUACCUUAUAACCACUUAAUCUUCUCGGAUUCUUUGGAACCGUUGGUAGAGGCUUGCCUACAAAUCUUAAUCGUUACUUUGGAUCAUGAUACGAGUAGCGGGGGUAGCGUUGAGAAUGAAACGGAGGUUGCAACUCCGGAUAAUUUAUUUAUUAAUUAUUUAUCGAGGAUUCAUCGCGAUGAAGAUUUCAAUUUUAUUUUGCAAGGGAUUACAAGGUUGUUGAAUAACCCUUUGGUACAAACUUAUUUACCCAAUUCAACUAAAAAGGUGCAUUUCCACCAAGAGUUGUUGGUGUUUUUUUGGAAAAUGUGUGAUUAUAAUAAGAAAUUUUUGUAUUUUGUGCUUAAAAGCAGCGAUGUUCUUGAAAUUCUUGUCCCGAUUUUGUAUCAUUUGAAUGAUUCGAGGGCCGAUCAAUCGAGAGUAGGGUUGAUGCAUAUUGGAGUUUUUAUUUUGCUCCUUUUAUCAGGGGAAAGAAACUUUGGUGUGCGUCUCAAUAAACCUUACACUGCAACGAUUCCCAUGGAUAUUCCUGUUUUUACGGGAACCCACGCUGAUUUAUUAAUAAUCGUGUUCCAUAAAAUUAUUACAACAGGCCAUCAAAGAUUACAACCACUUUUUGAUUGCCUCUUAACGAUUUUAGUUAAUGUCUCCCCAUAUUUAAAAACUCUUUCAAUGGUGGCGAGUACAAAGCUUUUACACCUAUUAGAAGCAUUCAGCACACCAUGGUUCUUAUUUUCAUCGCAUUCAAACCACCACUUGGUCUUUUUUCUUUUAGAAAUCUUCAACAACAUCAUCCAGUACCAAUUUGAUGGCAACUCCAAUUUGGUAUACACAAUCAUUCGGAAACGCCAAGUGUUCCACAGCUUAGCUAAUUUGCCCUGCGAUUACGGAUCGAUAACUAAAUCAUUAAAUCGGCGUUCAAAACGAAAUAUAGUAAGCCCCGCGGUAACUGAGGAAGAACCUAGUUUAGAAACUGCAAUGGAAGGGUCUCAUCCCGCUCUCCCUGCUGAGCCGGGUACCUUAAAAGCCACGCUACCGGAUACACCCGGAAUUGGGCAAAUGACUGAAAGCGAAUCUGCUCAUCCAAGUUAUCAACAAUUAGAACAAUUAUCCACGUUAAGUAAUGGAGUAACCGGGUUAAACAUAAACGCGAAAGUUGUUAAUGGAGAUGAAAAAAUCUCCCCGAAGAUGGAGAUUAAAAUGAAUAAAGGAGAAUCUCAAGUUGUCGUUAAUAAAAUUACCACUUCAGUUAAUACAAAAAAUUCAUUGCGGGUUUCUUCGAGUACGGAGAACACCAACGGGCAAUGGGUCCCAACAGCCGAUUGGGUCCACUCUUGGAAAAGCAAAUUACCUUUACAAACGAUAAUGAGGUUAUUACAAGUCUUAGUGCCGCAAGUUGAAAAGAUUUGUAUCGAUAAGGGUUUAACCGAUGAAAGUGAAAUUUUAAAGUUCCUCCAACACGGCACGUUAGUUGGGUUACUCCCCGUACCACACCCAAUUCUUAUUCGGAAGUACCAAGCCAACGCUGGCACAACGACUUGGUUCCGAACUUACAUGUGGGGGGUGAUUUAUUUGAGAAAUAUGGAUCCCCCAAUUUGGUACGAUACGGACGUGAAAUUAUUCGAAAUCCAGAGAGUUUAAUCAAAUCCUUCGUUAAUUUAAUUUGUUUCGUUUUAAUUUAUUACUUACGCUACCAAUCAUAAUUUAAUUUUUCACCUCGACGUCUAAUAUCGUUUUGUUGUGAUCUAUAUCAAAAGUAAAGAUGGAAAUGUGUUAUAAAUGUUUUUAAAUGUGUUAGUGCAAAUUAAAUUUAAUAAUGGAUGCCUAAAGAGAAAUAAAUGUUUCGGUUACAUUCCGCACUUAUUAUUUAAGAUUUGAUUGAAUUAAUGUUAAAAUAAUAUAAAUUAAUGUAUUUCAACUGUAAUUCCGUGUUAAAUUUAAAUAAAUU
Onthophagus taurus is the source of this 2795-nucleotide messenger RNA. RefSeq names its product protein HID1. Lineage: Eukaryota; Metazoa; Arthropoda; Insecta; Coleoptera; Scarabaeidae. The record is from RefSeq and is a predicted model, not a curated record. Gene Ontology annotation, cellular component: Golgi medial cisterna; Golgi trans cisterna; membrane.